Molecule: messenger RNA, 642 nt
Organism: Quercus robur (English oak)
Lineage: Eukaryota; Viridiplantae; Streptophyta; Magnoliopsida; Fagales; Fagaceae
Exons: 1
Coding region: 1-642 (213 amino acids)
Source: RefSeq, a predicted model, not a curated record
AUGGCAGGCGAUUUUAAUGAACCUCUGGUGCAAGAGGAUAUAUUUGGAGGCAGGGGUGUUAGUGUGAAUCGGUCUCUGGCCUUUAAAGAUUGCUUAGAUUUAUGCAAUAUGGUUGAUAUGGGUUUUAAUGGUCCAAGGUAUACCUGGAUUAACAAACGGGAUAUUAACAAUCUCAUUUUGGAAAGAAUUGAUAGAUUUUUCAUGAACCCGAAGUGGUGUGUUCUUUAUCCUGAUGCAAAAGUUUCUCAUCUGCCCCGUUGCCAUUCUGAUCAUUGCCCGGUUCUAAUGGAGACCAUUCCGGGUAGAGGGGUUCGUCUCAACAGACCCUUUAGAUUUCAAGAAUUCUGGUUGUCGGACCUAUCCUUUCCCAAUAUAGUUUCCAGUGCCUGGAGUAGGGAUAGGAACUUAGCUGAGUCUAUUAAGGUUUUUUCUAAGGAAGCUACCAUCUGGAAUAGGGAUCAUUUUAAGAAUAUCCACCAGAAGAAGAGGAGAAUCAUGGCUAGAAUCUAUGGUGCCCAAAAAGCUCUCUCCAUCUGUCCAAGCUCCUCCCUCAUUAAUCUUGAGAACCAGCUACAGCAGGAUCUGGAGGUUGUGUUAGACCAGGAGAGGGAUCUUUGGAUGUUGAAAUCCAGAAUUAACUAG